Molecule: messenger RNA, 3897 nt
Organism: Naegleria lovaniensis
Lineage: Eukaryota; Heterolobosea; Eutetramitea; Acrasida; Naegleriidae
Exons: 2
Coding region: 1-3897 (1298 amino acids)
Biological process (GO): Golgi to plasma membrane transport; exocytosis
Cellular component (GO): exocyst
Source: RefSeq, a predicted model, not a curated record
AUGAAAAAACUCAACAUCUUCAAAAAGCUUCGGAAGAAGGACAAGCAAGAAGUUGUUGACGUCCCACAACAGGAGGAUGACGAGCGUUCUGCAAUGUCCUACGACGAAGAUCUCAUGUUUGACAUCAAUCAAGAUCAUGAGGAAGUUACCGAAGAAGAUUUGGCCGAAAAACAACUUCGGUACCAACAAUACAGCAAUUACUCGGCACUGGAUCUCAAUGAAUCACUAGAACAAAUUUUAAACGAAACCGAUCCUGAUUAUAGAGUUUCGGAUUUCAGUUAUAUUGAUGUGAUUGCUCGUUCUCUCAAGAAUGGAACAGCACAAGAAGAUUUGAGACGUUUAAAAGAAAAUAAGCAGCGAUUGGAUGAUGCUGUUCAACAAAUUGUUUGUGUGAAUUAUAAAGGAUUUAACAAGAGUAUCAGGAAUUUUUCGGACAUGUUGGAGUUAAUGGAAAGAGGACGAACACAAGUUGCACAAAUGAUGCACAAAGUGAAAACGGCAAAAGAGCUAUUGUCACUCCGAACUCAAGAUUUAAUUUCCUUGUACUCGAGUUAUUUACAACAGAAAGAGAUUCUCGACAUUUUGAUAGCAGUCGAGAAUGUUAAAAGCGCACCAGAGGAUAUUAACAAAUCAGUGUCAACCAAACAUUUUCUUCAUGCUGUUCGUGUUUUGAAAACGUAUUCCACAGUUGCUCAUAGUGAGCGAUUAAGAUCUAUCAAAGCACUUCAUGAAGUUCGUGCUCAAUUUGUUGAAUAUUAUGACAAAUUGCCUGAUCUCAUCACUGACGAAUUGCGUGCACAGCUACACAUUCAAGCCUAUCAGCGAGUUCUUGACUAUAUUGAUGAGGACGAUUGGAACAUUGAAUCAACCUCUCUAAAAAGAGAUACAUCUCCAAUUUCUGCAAAGAUUGGUGGGCCUCGAUUGAAUACUGCGUCAAAACGACUUGCUGCACUCAGAAGCGAAGCACAGGAAGAAAGUAGAGGGUCAUCCUCCGCCUCACCUUCUUCAAAAACAGCACCAAUACUUCAGGACAAUCUUUCAAUCGAUUAUGAAAAGCAAAAUCCUUCACAAUAUAUGAUUCUUUUAGUAGAGGCAUUGGAUGUUAUGAAUAAGCUUCCAGAAAUUCAAUCAAGACUCGUUCAAAGCCUUCGUUUUGAUUUGAGACAUUUAAUUGAAGCUCACAUUUCUGAAUUUUCAAAUUCUCUCAAAAGCUCUGACCGUCACUUAUUGUGGUUAAUCAUUCAAAACAAAAGAGCAUCUAAUUUAGAAAAUCAGGGAACACACACAAGUACUAACUUUGAGGAUCCUUUAGAACAACACAAAACAAAUACAGGAAGAUCCAUUCUCCAAGGAAAAUUAAUUGCAGAAAUGAUGGAAGGCCUCUUUGUGAAACUGAAAAAAGUGUUAAAGAAUUAUCAAUUCCUAGUUCAAAUAUUGGAACAAAAGAAUGCUCAAAAAGGAUCUUCAUACAGUGGAGGUGACGAGAAGGAAUUGGGAGCAAUGAGUAUUGUCAUGUCUAAAGAAGUUCUCACUCGAAUUCGAGAUGCCAUCAAUGACUACAUGUACAAGAACAGAAAUGAUACAUCAGAACAAGCUCAACUACUCAAGAAAUGUAUGGAAGACCUUUUAUAUAACUUUAUUGAUCAACAAAUGGACGAUAACAAAAAACAAAGAGUGAAAGUACUGAUCAACAUUAUGGAGACCCAGCUUGGUCUGAAUACUAAUAAUGGAAGAAUCAAAAAAGAUGCCUUGUUAACCUUUAAAUCAUUAAUUGUUGACACAUUGUCAUCACCAGAUACUCCAAGAGUACUCUCUGUGGAACAUGUUUGGAAAACGGUUGAGGAUGAAAUUGGGUCUGUGUUGAGGGAAUUGUUAGGAAUUAGAAACAGCGAAAUGGAAAAACAAACCGACAAGAUCAUGAUUAACACAGAUCUAAAAUCAAAAUCCAAGAAAAAGAAUGACUUUGAUUGUGAAAUCAUGUUCAAAUUUUCAGCAAAUAUGGAUUUUGCACUUUUUUCAAACUCUGACAAGUCCAAUGAUGAAACCAAAGUCAAGACUCUGUGUGAAAGCAUGAGCUCGUAUUUCAUUUUCUCACCCUAUAAUAUUAUUUGGAUGUACAAAAUUGUAUUGGGAUUUGUUCUCGACAUUCUCUCUUGCAUCAAGAUUGAACAUUCCGAUAAUUCAGAAGGACCCCAUGAAGAAUCCACAUUAAGAACUUUCAUGGACAGUUUCAUUCGAAAUAGUUUUAUUCCUCUCAUUGAAGAAGAUUACAAAGCAAAAUUAUCCAAAACUUUGAACAGCCAAGAUUUUCUCAAAACAUCAGCAUUCUUGCCACGAGAAGCAGUCAAUCAAACAACUUCCACUUAUACAUAUUCAUCACAAACCGAAAAGAGACCUCUCCUCAAUAGCGUGCUGUUCAUGUCUUCAUGGUUGCGAGAAUUAUUUAAAAUCUCACUUUCUUUGCCCAUGUAUAAGGUAGAAGUGUUUCAAGUGAUUGAUUUGGUGUUAAAGAAUUAUUUGGCAGCAUGCAAGGUUCAGUUCAAUAACGUUGUGAAUGGCAAAUUUAUUCAACAAUCUCUCACAACAGAAUAUGAGAGUGUUUAUCCAGUACUCAAAGCAGACCCUACCUUUAAAAAACUCUACUCGAGAAGACAAAACUCUUCAGGAGAAUCCAAACAAUCAGAAAAAUUCUAUCAAAACUUAUUUGUUUUGGUUGAUGAAAAGUUGCAAAUUAACUAUCCUCAUUCACUUCCAAAAACAAAAUUUAUUGACAAUAAUUCACAACUCAUUCUACUGGCUAACCUCAAUGACAGUCUCGAAUGGCUGGCUGAUCUCCUUCAAAAAUACCAAAAAGAGAUGAUUCAAAAUGAACAAUUGGCAAUCAAACAACAAUUACAACAACGACAACAACAAUUCAAUAAUGGAGACGGUCAAAGUGGAAAGGCAACUUCGGCAACAACUCCAAUAAUGAGGCCUCGAAGUGGAUCUUCUAUCAAUACUCAUAACUCUCCAUCCUUUAAGAGUAGAUCCGAUACAUUGUUAAAUCCAAUGCCUCAUGUCGUGAGUGAUUCUAAUAUUAGAAGAGUAGCUCGAGCUCACCAUUUGCGAGUUUUGAGCUCUGAUGCAGAGGCAGCCAAUUCAGAUUCAGAUGAAGAAUCAGCAUUGGAAAAGAUUAAGAAAUAUUCUCUCUUCUUGGUAAAUUAUGAAAAAGAAUAUCGAGAGCUUGCUUUGAAAUGUCUAUUUGCUCUCAAAUUAGAUAUUCGUGUACAUUGUUAUCACUUUAUUCAUUGUAAUUUAAUGGACAAUCUUUUGAAAUAUGGAACGUAUGAUUGUGAAGAUGAACGAAAAGAACCAGAAGAUUUUAUUAAUGCAUUCAAUCAAGAUUUAUUCAGAAUUGAAAGAUAUCUUUCGUGUUAUUUACCAAAAUCUAAAUUAAGAUAUCUUUUUGAAUCCAUUGAGCGAAUGAUUCUAGAUUUAUUUAUUGGAAGUCUACCAUUUGCAAUUUCACAAUUUAAUGAAAUGAAACUCGAUGAAGAAUCGAAUACCAUGUUAGGAGGUGAAAUAUUUAAGGCUCCAAAUUUCACAACACUAGGUCUUGAAAAGAUGAUGAGAAAUAUCUUUGGUUUGCAACAACAAUUAUCGAAUUUUCAUUUAGUGAACGAACGUCGAUUUGAAAUUAUUAGAGAUUAUUUCAAUUUGUUACAAGUGCCAUCGGAUCAAAUUCUUGCCAUGAUUCAAAAUACUCCCCUCAAACAAUUACCAUUCACAGAGGAACAAUAUGAAGCUAUUCUUCAAACACCCUAUGGAAAUAUUAAGAGAGAUGUGCAGGAUGUUGUGUUGGCGAGACAAUUGUUUGAUAAAAAGUUGAAGAAGGAAAAGAAAGACAAGCAAAAAUAA